AUGGAACGAUCCCCAGCAUUACAUUAUCUUCGGGUAUGGGUUUGUCGAACAAUACUUCGACAUCGUGAAUCUAAGAAAAGGAAACUAGGCGACAAAGGAGUUGUGGAAAGCUUCAAUUACCAUGAGCAAGAACUCGAAUCGGAGGAGGGAUUCCAAGGGUUGUACGACAGGUGGCGAGAACACCACAAAGUGACCGAUAGAAGCCCCCAACGGUUCAAUGUAUUCAAGCACAAUGUACGAAAUAUUCACAAGAAAAACAAGAUGAACCUGGGAUACAAGUUGCAAAUAAACGAGUUUGCUACCAUGACUCACCAUGAGUUUAGGAAAACCCAUGCCGACUCGAAGGGUGGCCACUUCAUUGCUCUUCACGGGAUUCGUAAGACCAACUUGAGUUCCAGUUAUAAUGAUAUCGAUAUAAACGCUAUUCCACCGAGGAUGGAUUGGAGGGAACAUAACGCUGUCACCCCUAUGAAAAAUCAAGGACAGUGCGGUAACAUGUUUUGUCUCAUUUACAAACAAGUUAGUCUUUUGGGGUGGGCCCUCUCCCAAGUUUGUGAGCGAAGAGGGAAUAAACGCCAUCAGAACAGGUCAACUCUUAUCUUAUCAGAACAACAACUUCUUGAUUGUGAUUCGAGCGACAGAACCUUCCAUUGCGACGGAGGGCAGGUCUGUGGCGUAUUUACUUUCGUCAAAGAGCAUGGAGGUAUAGCUACAGAUGAGUUCUACCCUUAUGUAGGUAAAAGGGAAACAUGCGAUACAUCUAAGUAUGGUCAUCACUCGGUAACUGUUGAUGGAACCGAGUAUUUGCCAGAACACGAUGAAGAAGCGCUAUUGAAAGCAGUGGCACAUCAGCCUGUAACUUUUCAAAUGGAUCCUGGCGGUGACGGUUUCAUGUUCUACAAAGAGGGAAUUUAUAGUGGACCAUGUGGAAUGGAGCUGAUGCACGCGAUGUUGAUAGUUGGAUACGAUCAGGAUCCUGACCGAACCAAGUACUGGAUUGUUAAGAACUCGUGGGGUGAAGGAUGGGGAGAGAAGGGAUACAUUCGUAUGCUACGUGGUACGGAGAUCCAAGGGGUUUGCAACAUGUAUGGGCAUUGUAAUUUCCCUCUUAAAUCUCCCGAAACUAAAAAUGUUGAACUCUAG
Messenger RNA from Helianthus annuus (common sunflower), 1143 nucleotides. RefSeq names its product vignain-like. Gene Ontology annotation, molecular function: cysteine-type endopeptidase activity. The transcript has 5 exons. The record is from RefSeq and is a predicted model, not a curated record. Lineage: Eukaryota; Viridiplantae; Streptophyta; Magnoliopsida; Asterales; Asteraceae. The coding region runs from base 1 to 1143 and encodes 380 amino acids. Gene Ontology annotation, cellular component: lysosome.